UCAAUGAACAGAAGCCCCGCCCUCGGCGUCUCUUGCCAUGGCAGCGUGUCAACAGCGCUCCAUGGAGACGGCGAAGCCUGAACCGGGGCUGUUUUUCCGCGUUUCUCCGUGAUUUGGACACAGCUACCCGCCUGCGGAUGAUGGGACGGCCCAGGUACUUCACUCCCUCGGAGGUGGCGGCUCACAACACGGCGGAGGACCUGUGGGUGUCGUUUCUGGGCAAAGUGUACGACCUGAGCCCGCUGAUGAGCCAAUACAAAGGUGAUGUUCUGCUGUUGCCCAUCAUGGAGUUUGCAGGGAAGGACAUCAGCAGCUGGUUUGACCCCAAAACUGAAGACAUCCUGAAGUACGUGGACCCUCUGACCUGCUGUGUGGCGUACUACACCCCCAGAGGGCGUUUCCUGCACAUCCCCCCCAACGGUCCGCGCUCCGACUGGGACAGCGACAUCGGACAGCCGUGGUGGAGAGAUAGCCGAUACGAGGUGGGGCUGCUGUCCGCUAAAACCAGGUGGAUGCGAAUCAUCAACACGCUGACGUCACAGGAGCAGUGGAUGGAGGUGUGCUCAGAGGAGACUCUGAACGAGAUCCUGCAGCGCUACCUGCGAUACAACUCGCAUGCCCGCAGCUACACCUGGAAAUACAACGGCGCCGUCCUGGACAUGAACAAGACGCUGAGUGAGAACAAUGUCCCAGACAAUGACCUCGAGCUCGAACAGCUGCGUCUGGACCGAGACGCAUUCACCCCCGCCAUCCUCCUCCACUACAACGAUGACCUCACUGAGGGCUGACCUCUGACCCUGAACUGUGGACUAGAGCAUAACAGUUAUUUUAUUAAAGCUGUGCUAACAGGUGCCUUUUCUAACUGUCGUUUGAUGAAAGUUUUAACCAAAGAGAGACCGUAAAUUGUCUUUAAAGGCCAAUCUGAGCUGCACAUUAGCACAGAUGGACUCCCACAAAGUCACUGGAGACUCAGUUAGGGUCAGCUGAGGCCCCUGAUGGCUAACUGAGCUAAGCAGUUGGCAAAUUUUGUGCAUCAAGAGGCUGAUCCAGAGCCAAACUCUGUUUGGUCUAUCUGUCUAUAUGUUGUUUCCUUGCAUUUAACUUAAUUUUACAUCUUCUUUUACAUCUAUAGUUCAGCCCCUCACAUCUUUAAACAUCUUUAAAUAUGACAAGAUGAAUAUGAAGAGAAAAUGUUGGCCACCCCUGGUUUAAACCUAAUUCAUUUGCAAUUCCUUCAGUGUCCACUCCAGUGAGUCAGGCCCCAUAGACUCCCGUGUUAAAAUAUUCAAGUCUUCAGGUGAAAUUAACAUGUUUACAACCUUUACAAAUAAUAGAUUUCAGGUAGAAUGAGAUAUAUAUUAAUAACAUAUAACGUACAACAACUAAAGGCUUAAAAAAGUGGAAGUUAACGUCAGUAAAACACAUGUGUAUAUGUACAACAAGCCUGUAAAAGUCAGACCUGAAGCUUUUUAGCCUCUAGUUGGCGUAUCUCUGGAUGGCAUAACCAUCUGAGAACACUGUGAGUAACAAAACCCAGAAUGGGGUGUCACAGAGUGUUUUCUUACAGGUCAUGGAGUUCCACAGGGCUCUGUUAUAGGUCCUUUACUUUUGUUCAGAUUUAAAUUAUAAUCUAAAUUCACCUGUUUAAAUUGUAUUAACACUUAAAGUUUCCAUUAAUGGUAGUGUGGCCUUUUUGCUGCUGUUGGAACAUUAUGUUUAAUGCAAACAUGUGACUAAAAUUGUACUUGAGACCAUCCCCUAAAACCUGGUGAAUGUUAAUGUGUUUAUGAAUUAAUGUCAUAGAAAAACGGAUCCAGAUGGUUUUACACAGUUUAAGGUUUCAGUUAGAUGAACACUGUGUCCUGAGCAGCUCUUGUUUUAUAUCGAGCUUUGUGUUUAUGGUUAUCUUGUGUUAAAGUUUAAGACCACAUGUCUGUGUUUGUUUGUGAUCUUGCAUUUACACAUAGUUUGAAUUUGUGAACACUGUGGUUGAUUUUAGGGAAGUUCAGACCGAGGAAUGCUUCCCUCCCUGGGAGAAAAUGUUUCUGAACAAAAGGGAAAUUCUGAGGCUCAUUUUACAGAAAAUACUAAAAUAGGAUGUGAGACCAGGAGCUAAAUCCUCAAAAAUAAUUAUGAUGUGCUUAAUAAAACGGG
Haplochromis burtoni (Burton's mouthbrooder) is the source of this 2154-nucleotide messenger RNA. RefSeq names its product cytochrome b5 domain-containing protein 1. The transcript has 4 exons. The record is from RefSeq and is a predicted model, not a curated record. NCBI's taxonomy places the organism in Eukaryota, Metazoa, Chordata, Actinopteri, Cichliformes, Cichlidae. Bases 138 to 788 code for a protein of 216 amino acids.